Bipolaris maydis ATCC 48331 is the source of this 2188-nucleotide messenger RNA. The record is from RefSeq and is a predicted model, not a curated record. NCBI's taxonomy places the organism in Eukaryota, Fungi, Ascomycota, Dothideomycetes, Pleosporales, Pleosporaceae.
AUGGCCUCUCCACCAGGCUCGAUUACGACCGUCAAUGGGAGACGGUGUACGCGUUCUCGUGCCCGGGUCGCAGUCACAACUCCAACAACUUCAGCCGCCGUUGUGACCUCUUCUCAGGCCAUAGCCUCCACUUCUACAACCCCUCAGCCAGCGCCGCAGAUACAGACGACCACUGCUCAGGCUCCUUCUUCCCCUCCCCCUCCCCCUCCUCCACCAUCAUCACCACCGCCACCAUCAUCAUUACCACCACCACCACCAUCAUCACAGCCGCCCUCACCACCGCCACCACCACCAUCGCCGCCGGCUCCCUCAUCAGCACCAUCCCCACCCCCGGAACAGGCACCACAGCAACCACUUACUACUACCACCUCAUCCACAGUGGAUGCAGUAGCAGGAACAUUGUCGACAGGAGCUGCUCCUCCAUCACCCGUUGAAGUUUCGAACGCACCAGCCAAUCCUACUGCGCUGACUGUAUCGGGCACUUCAGUCUCUGUGAACACAAAUCCAGCAGUUCCUCUGGAGUCCGACACAAGUCCACAGUCAUCCAUCACUGCAUCAACUGUAGGCCAACCACGGGUGACGGGCUCCCCACUUGCAGGGUCUGCGGGAGAGUCUAACGAUGGGUCUAAUGGAAUCAUCGGACCAGGUCAGGGAUCCUCCAAUGAUGAUGGUCCCUUGACUCUGGAUUCCAAUGUGAACCUUGCUGGUAUUUUGGGCGGUGUUUUUGGAGGCAUUGCGGCGCUUGCUCUGAUUGUUGGGCUGCUCUUUCUCGUCCUUCGUAAGCGAAGGUUGAAGCCAAGGAGGUGGAAUGAAAAGAGGCAAAGUGACUCAAGUUUGCUAUCAAGGAUCAGGACAAUACCGACUGGACUAGGCGCAUUUGUUGCAAGGCUGAAAGGAAGCCAAACCGGAUCCACCCAAAACCCUUAUCAACGACAUGUUCCAAAGGCUAGCGCGGACUCAACAUAUUCAAGAGACUCUAACGGACGGAUUCGGUCAAACGGUGAGCCACAAGGUGCAUACCCACACAGGCGCGCAAGUUCCAGCGGCAGCAUAUCAAGCAAGAAGAGCGAGAGGAACCUACUUCGCAAAAAGCCUAGCAGUAUAUCUGCCUAUCGAUUUCCUGACAUCGCAGAGGAUACAGGGACACCGAACCCAUUCGCAGACCCACAGCAGAUGCGUCCACUUUUGAUACUAAACCCGGAUCCAAGGAGCACACCCACUACACCCCAAGUCCCCGCAGCUACUGCGGAUCCUGAACCAAGAGAUCCAUUCACAUCCGUUUAUGAUCCACCGCCAGUCGCACCAAUGCGGGAGAGAGGUCCAGCUCAAACUCACCAACGCGCAAUGAGCUCAAUUUCGGGACAGAGCUCGCGUACUACAUGGUCUCUUUACCCCACAGCAAAUCCGUUUAACGACCCACCUAAUGUACCGCCACUACCAAACCAGGCUGUAUUGCCACAACAUCACCGUCAACGGUCUUCCAUGGCGUUGCCAAAUUUUAACCCGACUGCUAUUUUCGAUGCAAACUCAACUUUCGCCACCCGUGAUUCCGGCCUGCUUUUCGGAGAACCAGGACCGAGUAGACCUGCAACCAACAUUUUCACACCGGUUACGCCUGCUCGUCGAACUAUUCGACAGUCUGAUCCAUUCGAUCUUGACCGACCCGAAGUCCUUGGAUUCGGUGGCCUCAGCAGGCAACCUACGCGAACCAAACGAAGGAGCAGCGUGAACAAUUGGUACAGCACUGCUGGAAACGGUGCUUCCAAUGCUCCGCCGUUACCGACAGACAGCACAAGACCCUCGUGGGGUCCGAAUUCAGGGAGAUGACGACAAAUAUUGAGAUUUCCAGUACAAACCGAUGACUUGUCGCACUGCUGUUAAGAUACGCGCAAAAACGUAAUACCUCAUUAGCAGAUAUACGCUCGAUGAUCACUUUCUUUUCAACCGAUGGCAGGAAGUAUUCCGCGGGUUCCAUCACAACCUUCAUUUCUGAUUUGUUCAUGUUUCUACCCACGAUCAUUGUCAUCAUGACGACCUGCAUAGCGAGCAUUUACCUGUAACAUAUACUGUCCCGAUAUCCUAUAUUUUUUGUAGCGCAAAAAUACCCCCUAUUUACCCCCGAAUUGAAAUCAAAGAUAUCAAUGUACGAUACAUGCAAGAACAAACAAGCAAAAAGCCUGUUCCAUUU